AUGCGUUCGUCGAGUUCUAAUGAACACCAAUGCCUGUUCUGCGGGAAAACGGAGGCUCAAUCCACGGACAUCGAUUGGGUGCAAUGCUCUGCGUGUAUGUUUUGGGCUCAUUUUUCUUGUGCUGGUGUUGACCAGGAAAUAGCCAAAACGGAUUGGCAUUGCCCGCAGUGUGUGCGGCCUGAUGUACAGCAGUUAAGAGUUCCGCAGCCUUCUUCAAAAAGGCGGGCCAAGAAAUCCGGCGCAAAAAGUGAUGCAGGGUCUGACCAAGGAGCUGGUUCCGCCAAGGAUCCGUCUGAGCAGCAGUCGGAAGAGGAACAGCUGAUGAGAGAGACCUUUGCAAAGCAAAUGGAGGCGCGGAAAGCGCAGCUCGCCAGGAAGAAGGCCCUAUUGGAACUGCAAAUGCAGCAAGAGUGGGAGAUGCGUGAGCAGGAGCUCCAGUUCCAGCGUGAGAUGGAGGAGUUACAACUGGAACAGGAACGGAAAGUGCUGGACCAGCAACUUGCCGCAGAAAAAGAGUUCCUGCGUAAGAGGAAUGCUAUUCGAAGAGAGAUAGACGAUAGCAUUCAGAGGGUACACGCGCUAAAGGAUGACGCAGCUGAUGUUGCGGGCGCAGUCGGUGGUGUUCCGGACGAGAAAUCGAAGCAGAAGGUGACAACAUGGCUGCAGGAGAAAGUGACUACCGAGUCAAUGGUAGGUAAAAGUCGGGGUGCUACUCCAAAAGCAGGACUGCGGCGUAACCUAACGGAGGUUCCACAGUCAGAAAAGCAGGGUACAGAAGGCAGCGAGGUAGAUAGUGAUGGGAGUGCAUGCAGUGCUGUAUCCGAAAAGAAUGUGAAAAAUAGUGUACAUGGCAGUAUUCGUACCACGAUAGAUGGGCCGGGGCGAAAUGUAGGUCGAAUCUCAAGAGAUCAGUUGGCCGCUCGGAAGGCGGUAUCGCAUAGUCUUCCUAAGUUCAGGGGGGAACCAGAAGUUUGGCCCCUGUUUAUUAGUAGUUAUGUGUAUACGACAGAGGCUUGCGGAUUUUCUAAUCUAGAGAAUCUGAAGCGGUUACAGGACUGCUUGAUGGGCGAUGCGCUCGAAGCAGUUAGGAGUCGGCUGGUGAUGCCAGACUCUGUUCCGGACGUGAUUCAAGAUCUUCGAAAUCUGUUCGGAAAGCCGGAGAAGUUGCUCAAGACUUUGUUGGGAAAGGUAAAGAAUGCACCAUCACCAAGAGCAGACCGUUUGGAAACGUUCUUCCAGUUCGGGAUUACGGUCAAGCAAUUGUGCGACCAUCUCGAAGCCGCCGGUCUACAAGACCAUUUGAAUAAUCCGAUGCUAGUGCAGGAGUUAGUUGACAAGCUACCUUCAACUUACAAGCUCGAUUGGGUACGGUAUAAGCGCAACAAGGUAGAGAGUCCGUUGCGAAUGUUUACAAACUUCAUAAACGAAAUUGUGUCCGAUGUGUCGGAGGUGGAGGAGUUUACCGGGUUGUCGAUCAGCGAAUAUAGUCGUUCUGGGAGAGGAAACCCUAAAAAGAGGGAGUUUGUGUUGGUUCACGAAUCAGAGCAGAAGCGGAACGAUGGAUUUCGAAGCGAGUCGAGCAGCAAGGCGUGCUGGAUAUGUAAGCGGUCGGGCCAUCUCAUGAAGUUCUGUGACCAGUUCAGGAGAAUGAAUAUUGCGGAGCGGUUGAGCGAGGUUGAGAAGCAGAAUUUGUGCGAACGCUGUCUUCAGAAACAUGGUAACGGACGUUGCGUGUCAAGGAUGCGAUGCACGGUGCGGAACUGUCAGGGAAACCAUCAUCCUCUGUUACACCGGGUGGAGGAGUCGAUACAGUUGCAGAAGGCAGAGAAUGGUAUGCUCAACGGUGAGGGAUGUUCGAUAAUUUUUCGUAUGAUGCAGGUGACGCUUUAUGUGGGAAAUCGACAGUUGGAUACUGUAGCGUUUCUCGACGAAGGGUCCUCGGCUACAUUGGUGGACGAUUCAGUUGCUAGCCUGCUGAAAGCAGAAGGUAUGCUAGAGCCUCUAAUCGUCACGUGGACCAGUAACAUCAACCGCAUCGAAAAUCAUUCUAGAAAAGUGGAAUUGAUGAUUUCCGCGAGAGGGUCGAAGGAAAAGUUUCCUUUGUUUAACACCAGGACAGUGUCGGAGUUGCAGUUACCAAAACAACACGUACGCUUCGCUGAUGUUGUAAAGCGCUACAAGCAUUUGGCGGGAAUUCCCGUAGAAGACGAUCCUCAAUCGUUGCCCACAAUUCUUGUCGGUUUGGACAAUUUGUACUUGUUUGCACCACUAGAGUCUCGAGUCGGCAAGCCUAGUGAGCCGAUCGCAGUUCGAUCCAGACUGGGAUGGACAAUCUAUGGGUCGGUCAAGCGUAAACCGUGUAUUCACACCUACCUGAAUCUGCAUUCGGUAAAAACUGUCAGCAAUCAGAGGCUGCAUGACAUGAUUCGGGAUCAGUACAUGAUGGAAGAGACAGCGGUUACAUUAUUCACUCCACCGGAACCAGCUCAUGAGAAGCGUGCUCGUGAAAUCCUCGAGGCAACGACGAAAAGAGUGGGAGAUCGGUUCGAAACGGGCUUACUGUGGAAAGAAGAUACGCGCCGGUUUCCCGAUAGCUUUCCGAUGGCCGUUCGGAGGAUGAGAGCACUUCAGCGGAAAUUGGAAAAAGAUCCAGCAUUGGAUCAGAAUGUGAAAAACCAAAUCGAGGAAUAUCAAGCCAAGGGCUACGCGCAUAAGAUUACUGCUGCAGAACUGGUGGAGACAGCGAGUUCGACUGUAUGGUACUUGCCAAUGAACGUGGUGGUGAACCCAAGGAAACCCAGUAAAGUACGCCUAGUGUGGGACGCUGCUGCUUCGGUGGGUGGAAUAUCGUUGAAUUCGGAAUUGUUAAAGGGGCCAGACAUGCUAGUGCCUCUUCCGAAAGUUGUCUGUGGGUUUCGGGAAGGUCCAGUCGCAUUUGGGGGAGACAUCCAGGAGAUGUAUCACCAGAUCAAGAUAGUAGCUAAGGAUAAGCAAGCGCUUCGAUUCCUAUUUGGAACCGACCCAACGGGUGCACCGCAAACGUACGUGAUGGACGUGGCAACAUUUGGCGCUACAUGUUCACCAUGUUCGGCGCAGUUUGUUAAGAAUCUGAACGCGCAGCAGUUUGCGACGGAGUUUCCGGAAGCAGCAGCAGCGAUUUUGAAUAAGCAUUAUGUGGACGACUAUUAUGACAGUGCAGACACUAUCGACGAAGCGAUCCGUAGAGCCAAUGAAGUGAAACACAUUCACGCACGAGGCGGAUUCCACAUACGAAACUGGGUGUCGAAUUCGAAGAAAUUUUUGGAGGAACUCGGUGAACGUAACGUUAGCGCAACAGUGCAUUUCUCUCGAGACAAGGGUACGGAGUAUGAACGUGUACUGGGCAUAGUUUGGGAGCCGGUGGAAGAUAUUUUUUGUUUCGCUACAGUGUCCAAAAAGGAGUUUCUGGAAAUGGUCGAUGGUCGGGAAUAUCCGACAAAGCGCACGGUUCUCAGUUUCGUGAUGGCUCAGUUCGAUCCAAUGGGUUUCCUCGCACCAAUCACGGUUUGCGGUAAGAUGCUGAUACAAGAUCUUUGGAGAACAGGCUGUGACUGGGAUACCAAGAUUGAUACAGUGUCGUUCCAGAAGUGGUUGCGCUUGAUGCAGAUGAUGCGUAGUAUUGGGUCGUUUAAGUUACCACGAAGUUAUUUCGGUAGUGCCAAGUCAGAUGAGGUAACGGAUCUACAGUUACAUAUAUUUGCCGACGCGAGCGAGACAGCGUACGGCUGUGUGGCGUAUUUUCGGGCGGUAGUUAGAGGUGAAGUAAUGUGUACACUGGUAAUGAGCCGCUCAAAGGUGGCUCCGCUGAAGCAGAUCUCAAUUCCGCGUCUAGAACUGUUGGCCGCGGUUUUGGGAGCAAGACUGUCGCGGACAGUGGUUGAAAACCACAACCUCAAGAUUGAGAAGGUGGUGUAUUGGAUCGAUGCAAGUGUAGUGCUAUCGUGGAUUCGGUCGGACCAGCGCAGAUACAAACAGUUCGUCGGAUUCCGAAUCGGCGAACUACUUAGUCUGACGAAGAUAUCCGAUUGGCGUUGGGUGCCCACAAGACUGAACGUAGCGGACCAGCUCACUAAGUGGGGCAAAGAUCCGGAAAUGCAUCCAGAUAGCGCGUGGGUUCGAGGACCUGCAUUUCUAUAUAAGACGAGUGAAGAGUGGCCAAAAAGGGUCCUUCCACCAGCAAACACGACGGAAGAGCUACGGGUUCAUCUGUUGUUACACGAUGUAAGAGUAGUGGACGAUAUCGUGGACACAAAUCGUUUCUCCAAGUGGACCGUACUAGUUCGAACGGUCGCGUGCGUAUUCCGUUUCGUGUCGAACUGUAAACGUAAGGUUCAAGGGCUUCCGGUCGAAACGCUGCGAGCAACAGCUAGGCAGAUAAAGGUGCUGAAAGCGAGUUUGUCGGUUCGGGUGCCGCUGCAGCAGAACGAGUAUGCGAAUGCGGAGGUGUUCCUUAUGAAGAUGGCGCAGGCGGAUAGUUUCGUCGACGAAUUGAAGGUAUUGUCAAGAAAUAAGGAUCGACCAGCAAGUCAGUGGAUGGCAAUAGAAAAGACUAGUCCGCUGUACAAGCUUACACCGUUAAUCGAUGAAAGAGGGUUGAUUCGGAUGGAAGGCCGAGUCGAACGUGCGGAUUUUUUGCCGUUCAAUUUGCGGUUUCCGGUGAUUUUGCCCAGCGACCACCGAAUAACCAGACUUAUAGUUCAACACUACCAUGAGAAGAGCGGACACGGUUACCGCCAAGCGGUGAAGAAUGAGCUGAAGCAGCUGUAUUACAUUCCGCACGUGGAUGCGGUAGUUCGGAAGGUGUCGUCGUUAUGUAUAUGGUGCAGGGUUAAUCGUAAUCGUCCCCAGGUUCCCCGUAUGGCUCCGCUGCCGGUGCAGAGAUUAACACCGAAUCUUCGUCCGUUCAGCUACGUCGGUGUCGAUUACCUGGGACCAAUCGAGGUGACCGUGUUACGUAGGAAGGAAAAACGGUGGAUAGCGCUGUUUACCUGUUUAGUGACACGUUCGGUGCAUUUGGAAGUGUCACACGGACUUACGACUCAGUCGUGCUUGAUGGCUAUUCAUCGAUUCAUCGGUCGGCGAGGCUGGCCGGCUGAGUUCUUUUCGGACAACGGAACUAAUCUACGGGGAGCCAGCAAAGAGAUAGUGGAAACCGUGAGAAGUAUCGGAGACGAGUGCGCUGAUCAAAUCACCAAUGCGAAGACGAAGUGGAGUUUCAAUCCUCCCGCUGCGCCUCACAUGGGAGGGGUUUGGGAGCGCCUUGUGCGCUCAGUGAAAGAAACGCUUACGACGCUCAACGACGGAAGGCGGUUAACGGAUGAAGUUCUAGGCACAACAAUUGUCAAUGUGGAGGACAUAAUAAACUCACGCCCUCUCACGUACGUCUCUCAGGAAUCCAGUGAAGCAGAGGCGCUUACUCCAAACCAUUUUUUGAGGGGUGCUUCGCCAAACCUGCCGUGUGCUACAUUUCCCCCGACAAAUCCAGCAGAAGCCCUUCGGGACGCUUUUCAACGUUCCCAGCAGCUGACGGAUAUGAUGUGGAGACGCUGGAUAAAGGAGUAUGUUCCAUCGUUGAAUCAGAGGACAAAAUGGUUUGGGGAAACUCAUCCGUUGCGAGCAGGAGAUUUGGUGUAUGUGGUGGACGGGAAUAACCGGAAAUGUUGGAUUCGUGGUGUCGUGGAGGAACCCAUUGUGUCGGGUGAUGGAAGGAUCCGACAAGCAUGGGUACGUACGAAAAACGGACGUUUCAAACGGGCGACAGCAAGACUAGCCGUGAUGGAGAUUUCGGAGGGUAACUCUGAUCCGGAUUGGACUUCCGGCGCAGGGUUACGGGCCGGGGAAUGUUCUGGCCACACUGGUGAGGUUGACAGAAGAAGAUAA
Messenger RNA from Sabethes cyaneus, 5919 nucleotides. RefSeq lists its product as uncharacterized. Gene Ontology annotation, molecular function: nucleic acid binding. NCBI's taxonomy places the organism in Eukaryota, Metazoa, Arthropoda, Insecta, Diptera, Culicidae. Bases 1 to 5919 code for a protein of 1972 amino acids. The transcript has a single exon. Gene Ontology annotation, biological process: DNA integration. The record is from RefSeq and is a predicted model, not a curated record.